Molecule: messenger RNA, 4009 nt
Organism: Macrosteles quadrilineatus (aster leafhopper)
Lineage: Eukaryota; Metazoa; Arthropoda; Insecta; Hemiptera; Cicadellidae
Product: ATR-interacting protein mus304-like
Exons: 16
Coding region: 331-2631 (766 amino acids)
Source: RefSeq, a predicted model, not a curated record
UAUAAUCUUUUGUUUAGUAUUUUUCGAAUUUCAAGUGCUUUGUAUUGUUGUUGGAUUUAAAAUAAUUUUGUUCACUUUGUUGCUUAUAUUAACAUUUUCUAAAUGUGAUAACUUAUUGUCAAACAAAAACCAAUUAGGGCCUAGGCUAAAUCAUCCUUGAGCGAAACCUCUUUUGAAAAUUUAUUUAUUUUAUUAAUAUUGUAUUCUAAGGAAGAACAUUUAUUUUAGCACUGAUAACCAAGUUUUCCCUAACCUGUAACCUGUGCUAAAAUUAUUAGAAGGUCCAACAACCCUUUGUAGGCCUAACCUAGUUUGGGUUUAACUUGUAAAAUGGACCCCAGGAAAAAAAGUACAGCUGUGUCUUAUCACUUGGGAGAAAGCAAUUUUCUGAGUUCAUUUUCACAACUUAAAGCAAGUCAAUCUUUCGAACCAACUCCUAAAAAGCCUAAACUAGAAAUAACAAAAAAUGCGAAGACACCAAAAUUUGGAACCCUUUCACAAUCUGUCAACCAGAAGGAGACUAUUGACGACAUGUUAUGGGGAGAAUUGGAUUGUGACGAACUAAACUUAGCUCAACUUGAAUAUGAUGAAACAAUUGCUUUGUCCCAGAUGCCAAUUAAAUCACAGAAUAGCAUCAAUAACAUUCAAGAAGCCAAAAAAUAUUCAACAAAUUUAAAAAAUAAUGCCAAAGUUCCCAUUCGAAGAUUCAACAGCAGCCAGUGGCCAACGUCAUCAUCUUCUUUCUCUGACAAGAACUCUGCGGUUAACAAAGCCUCUGGUAACACUGCUGCGACUCUUCAGAGCGAGUGUGACAAGCUAAAACUAGAAGUUAUGAAAAUGAAAGAAGAAUAUAAUAAGAAAGCUGGAGAGGCAACACUCCUCAGGAUGAAGAUGAAGGAUGCUGAAAAACAACAUGAAAAAAUAACACAGGUCCAUCUGAGUAAGAGAGCUGAAAUGAAAAUAGAAUCAGAAAAACGCAUCAGUAGUCUUCAGAAGGAGAUUCAAUCAUUGAAGGGACAGAUUGAUGUGAAGAAUAUGGAACUAAAAACAGCUGAAAGAAGAUCACAGAUGACUUCAGUUCAUAGAAUUCAACCAGAUUCUCCAAACAGGCUUGGUGCUUUAAGGCCAGGUAAGGAUGGUACAGAGGAGUGGGACAGCAGCAACGUGAUAAAAGACCCAAGUCUCAAGUUCAUCAGAGACUUUGUUACGUCGGAGCUGCUAAACCCAUCACCAGCCGAGGCCUCCGAGACCACACGCUCCUACAUACCUCGACUGUUCAUAGGCGAGGGAAGCAGUACAAGUAGUGGUAGAUGUACCACGGUCAGAAGAGAGCUGUCCAUCUCUAACACUUGCAUCACUCAAUGUGCAGCCAUGUUGUUGUCUCCCGAUCUAGUGGACGUCACUAGUGAUUCUAGCCAGGAAGUGUUAUCACAAGUAGUGAAUGUGUGCCACAAGAUUCUCGUGGAGUUUCUGAAGCAACUGGAAUCCACGACAUGUUCCAACAAUCAGUUUACUAAAAGAGAACGAGAACUGAUUCUGUCAGGUUUUCGACAAUUAUCUCUGGACAAGGAGUAUGAUGACAUCAUUUCUCACAGAGAGUUGUACAAUGAUGAGAGAGGGAUCACGGCAAGAAGAGCUUUGGGCCUGAUAUCAAUACUUGUAGAGGUGUCACAAACCACAGCUCAGAAAAUAAUUUCAAGUAGCUCGAAGGAAUCUGGUGACAUUUUGGAUACUGUGAAAAAUAUUGUCCGACAAAUUGAAAAACAGAGGAAAACCCUCAGGUUCCAAGGAGUGCUGGCAGGAUCUGUCUCUCUGAUACUGAGUCUGCUCAAUUCUAACCAGGCUAUCUCCAAGGAAACCCAAACACUGAUAGUGGAUGUGCUACGAUGGGCUGUUUUGGCGAGACCUGGAUGCCUAGUGAUCCACAAGAUUCUCCAAGUAUUGGUUGCAGCGGUCAGGUUUCCACACAUCAUUGACUCUUUGUGCCAUAACUCGGCUGAGAAGACUUUCAAUUUCAAGGAAAAGUCGAGUCAUAUUCAGUUCACACCAGACUCUUGUAUACUCCAAGUGUUGUGCAGUCUGCUGAGGGCUGUAGUCACCCCAAGGAAGCACCAGCUGACAGAUGUGUGGACUGUGUGGGUGUUGUCGCUGUUCUGUAGCGGUCAGUCUCGUCCAGCAUGGCUCACAGUCAAGCCCACAGCCAAGUCUUGUCAGUGUCACUCUCUUGUGUGUGAACUAAGCUUACAUCUACUUAGUGACACCUGCUACGCUUACCCUUCAGCGAGUAAAGCAGACCAAUCUGUAAUGGAGAAGGUGUUCGACCGAGGUGUGCUCCUGGUGAGCGCCUUAAUGAAUCUAGACGAACACUUUCUAGCCAUCGUCGACUUUCACAGCCUCGGCUGCUACGAAUACUUUCUGCACUUCAUGAGCGAAUCAAAGUUUAGCUUGAACAGCACAACACGAGAUACUCUGGAAGUUCUAUGCAGCCAAGAAGAAGUGCUGAAACAACCUGGACAUUCACCAACAAAAGAGGACCAAAAUACUAGGUUAAAACAAUCUCUCCGCUGCUUUAUACAAGGAGAUAGUGAAAAACCAUGUUCAGUUGUUUUAGAUGAAAUUGAUGAUCUGUAAAUAUUAAUGUUGGUUAAUUUAAAAUAGUUGGCGAUCGCAUCAGUAUACGAAGUAGACUAUUAUGACUAGAGAGCAAGAGAGGUCAAUGGGCCAAACCUUUUUACUUUGGGUCGGGUAGAAAAUUAUUUCCUGCACAAACUAAUUGUCUCUAGCCAAAUAUCGGUACCCACAGAUCCCUAAUUAUGACUAUAUGGCUAAAGCAGGAUGGUUCUUGGAUUACAUUUGACAGAAUGCUUAUUAAACAUGGAACUAACUAAAUGGAAUGCUGUCCUAACCAUGAGUUUCAUUUAACCGAUGAAGGUAAACUUCAUUACUAUCACCUCUUAGAUUAUCCUAAUCACGGAUAGACCAAUUUAGUUUAAUAAUAUGUACUUUGAAAUGAUACUUAAACUUAUGUUCCAAAUAUCUGUAAUAUCACUAGGGUUAAAAUACUUGUUAGCUGUAACCGUUAACGAUGAAAAAAAAAUGCUUCCUAGUUAAGUUCAUUUGAUUGUGACAAUCUGUAAAAAACUAAGAACUAUAAAAUUGUAUAUUUUGCAAGAGUUUUGUGUUUUAACUUUUUAAUUUGAUUGUUUAAUAUAUUUUUUAUUAAUAUUUGAUGUCGUACAUCUAAAACUUAUUGAGGCUUAAAAUCACUUUAACGCAGAAUUAUAUUUAUGUAUUUAUGAUGCGAGAUGCAAUGUAUGUUUUAGUUAUGAGAGGAUGGUUACUUAUAUGAAAUGUUGCAUGGCAACAUAUUUGUAUAAUUUAUAACUUGUUAUAUCAGCCAUUUAGGGUAGUGAUGGACAAGGCUAGAUUUUUUCACUUCGAGACGAGACAAGAUUUUUUUAAUUCCUGCGGGACGAGAUUUAACGAAAAGUUAUAAAAAAAUUACUAUCUACUUUUUAAGUUCAGAAAUAUUUACAAAUUUUAAAAACUUGGCAAAAAAUAUACAAAAAUAUUUAAAAUCUUUAUUAAAAAACAUUAAUAAAAACAUCAGUAUAUAAAAAAAUAUAUUAAUAAGGCCUAACUUAUUAAAAUAACUCUUCGGCAUAGGAAGCAUGGAGAUAUCAGUUGGUAUACAAUAUAAUUCAACUUUGAAAAAUAUCAAAAACAACAGUAUUCCUUCUUACUAGUUAAGUAUCAAGUAACAAUUUUUAAGUCUUGUGGUAUUUUUAUAAUGAUUUUGGAGUGACUUAUUUUGACUAUGUUAACAGUAAAACAUGUCUCACACUGCUUACACUAACAAAACGUUUCAUCAUUUGCUAUGCAAAAAAAAUUAUAAAACAAUAGAAGCAAUAUUUCCAUGUAAAGAAUAAAUAAUUAAACAUAAACGCCUUCGCAUAAUUUUUUUAAAUUUAAAAUUUCAGCUUGCAAUUAUGUUUUGCAAAAAUACUUC